AUGGGGCUUUUGUUCAUUUUGUCUGCUUCUGCUACCAUUUUCCUCUUGGUGAUUCCUAGAGAUUCAUGUGUGGAUAUCAUUGGAGGGGUUGAAGUGAUUCCACAUUCAAGACCAUAUAUGGCCUUAAUCAAAUGGAAUGAAUAUUGUGGAGGAGCUUUGAUCAAAGAAAAUUGGGUAUUAACUGCAGCCCAUUGUAAAAUUGAUAAAGGCAAAGUUCUUCUUGGAGCUCAUUCAAUUUCAGAGAAAGAGGAAGAACAACAGACUUUUAAAAUUUCAAGAGCAGUUCGCUACCCAUGCUAUAAUGAACAAGAAAAAGAAAAUGAUAUUAUGCUUUUGAAGCUGCAAAAGAGAGCUAAAAUUAAUAAAGCUGUGAAAACCAUUAAGCUACCGAACACAGACACUGAUCCCAAACCAGGAACAAUGUGCCAAGUAGCAGGAUGGGGAAUAAUUAAGAAUGGACAACGUAAGCCUUCUAAUAUCCUAAGGGCAGUCAAUAUCACUAUCAUCGACAGAAGAAUCUGCAAUGAUCAGAAUCACUAUAAUUAUAAUCCUAUUAUAACAAAGAACAUGGUGUGUGCUGGCGAUAAGAAUGGUGGAAGAGACUCAUGUACUGGGGAUUCUGGUGGUCCUUUGAUAUGUAAUGGUGAAUUGACAGGCAUCACCUCCUUUGGCAAGUUAAAGUGUGGUACUAUCCAAGGCCCAGGUGUCUACGCUCGUCUUACAAAGACACAUCUCCUCUGGAUAAAGAAAACCAUAGGGGGGGAUUUAGAGACUGAAUCAGUCACUGACUGAUUUUCUGAUGCUCAGUCAAUAUGAUCAGAGUAUUACUCAGUAGCUUCAUGUACAUACUGUGGUUGAAGUUGUAAUUUCACUAUCAGCCCCCUCAGUGGUUUAUAACAUUCCCAUCAGAAUUCAGUUUGGGACACAAAUUUCCUAUGUAUGUUUUUAGCAAAGAAAUUGUCUUAAUCCUAGGACAAGGUGAGCAUAGCAUUCUCCUAUAACAGUACAGGACCUGUAGUGUCAGACACAGAGGGAUUCCAUAGAUGCUUCAUGACUCUGGAACUGAAUAUUCUUCACCCUUACG
This is a messenger RNA of Pelodiscus sinensis (Chinese soft-shelled turtle), 1084 nucleotides long. NCBI's taxonomy places the organism in Eukaryota, Metazoa, Chordata, Testudines, Trionychidae. The record is from RefSeq and is a predicted model, not a curated record.